Molecule: messenger RNA, 2631 nt
Organism: Hippopotamus amphibius kiboko
Lineage: Eukaryota; Metazoa; Chordata; Mammalia; Artiodactyla; Hippopotamidae
Gene: MYCT1
Product: MYC target 1
Exons: 2
Coding region: 1-693 (230 amino acids)
Cellular component (GO): nucleoplasm
Source: RefSeq, a predicted model, not a curated record
AUGCAAACACAAGUAUAUGAGGGGUUGUGUGAAAAUUAUUUUUCUCUUGCUGAACCACGAAGACAUAAAAUCAAAGUGCUUCUUUUGGACGUCCUGGUUUUUCUCUCUCUUCUCUUCCCUUUGGAUAUUAUGGCGAAUAAUACAACAAGUUUAGGGAGUCCAUGGCCAGAAAAUUUUUGGGAGGAUGUUAUAACGUCCUUCACAGUGUCCAUGGCAACUGUAUUUGUAAUUGCAGGAUUUAUUUGGGCUUUGUUUGUUUGUUUGUCUCGAAGAAGAGCCAGUGCCCCCAUCUCACAGUGGAGUUCAAGCCGGAGAUCUAGAUCUUCUUACAACCAUGGCCUCAACAGAACUGGAUUUUACCGCCACAGUGGCUGUGAACGUCGAAGCAACCUAAGCCUGGCAAGCCUCACUUUCCAGCGACAAGCUUCCCUGGAACAAGCCAAUUCUUUUCCAAGAAAAUCAAGCUUCAGAGGCUCAACUUUCCAUCCCUUUCUGCAAAGUCCACUACUUCCCGUGGAAACUGAGAGUCAGCUGGUGACUUUCCCUUCCUCCAAUACCUCCUCCACCAUCAACACUUCCCACAGUCUGGGCCGUCCUGAUUUCCACUGGUCCAAUAACAGUCUUCGGAUUGGUCUUUCAACACCACCCCCACCUGCCUAUGAGUCAAUCAUAAAGGCUUUCCCGGAUUCCUGAGUAGGGUGCUUUUAAAAUUUUUCUUUCUUUUCUUGUCUUUUAUUGAAAGGAAACCACAAAGUGGCUAAACAGAAUUUUGAAGACGUGGCCCAAAUGACUAAUGAGUCUCCAAGCUGAAAUGUGCACACACAAGUUGGACAUUACAAUGUAAAACACCUUUUCUUGGAACAUGGUUUUUCCUCUGUCUCACAAAAAAUAAUAUUUUUCCAAAUAGUUAUAUAUUUAUGUAUUUUGUAUUCAACAUGAGGAUUAUUAGAGUGGUUCUAACCUAAGAAUCAGCUGGAUACAGUAUAUCUAUUUUAGACUCAAAUAAAAACUUUAGAUAUUUGUGGUUUACAGUCCUCAUUUGCUAUCCAAUGUGACUAUAAAGGGGAAAAAAUCACUGUGUAGCUUUUUAAAAAUUUUUUCUAUCCUAAGGAAUUUUAAUUUAACUUUCUUUAUAAAGACAAGUGAACCAUUUUACAAUCUUGGAUUUUUAAUGGAUUAGAUGGACACAAAAUGAUGGAACAUAGGAAAUUCUAAAGUUCCUUGAUUCCACUCAUUGAUGAGGGAAUCAAGCAAAGGAAGCUGAACUCAGAGUGUGUUACGGAAUACUACAAUUCUGACACUUAUUUCCACCCCCAGACUCUUUUAGUGCUUUCUCCAAAAAUAGUUAUCCACAUCGUUGAGGCGAAAUCCUUGGAUUUACUCACAUGAUGAUUUGCCCUUUCUUCACUGUUGCGGUGUUGCUGUAAUAAAAAUAACAACAGAAAAUCCAAUUCAUUUGAUCUAAAAACAAACUUUAACACUGAGCUUCCAUUUUUCUUAAGGGAUAAACUUUAUUUCUUACAUUUAAAUUUAGCAACUGGGAAAGCACGCUGUCUAGGGAUCUUCUGUAACCUCACAGACAAAUAAGGAGGGGUUAGUUGGGAAGAAGUCUGUCCUCCAAAUAGAUGUUACAACCAUGAAGUAUCCUCCUUCCUGGAUGGACUCAUCAGUCAUCAUCUUUUAUUUGCACCUCUAUGGAUUUCAACCUCAGCUUCUGUGAAGAGUCUUUGCACAAAGGUUAAAAUAUACCAAAUGGUCCUUGGUGCAGACAGUUAUUUAAGGAGUCCACCUCUACAGGUAGCCAUCCUUUGAAGGAAGAGAGCUUCAGUGGCCAGAUGACCAUGGCUGCCCUUUUUCAUUUAAGGACACGAGUUCACAGGAUUAUUACUCAAAACACCUGUGGUUUGUUUCUGAUAUAGUGAAUAUUUAGCUUAGGUUGCUGUUUGUUUCUCUGAACACUGGAAUUUUCCAUGAAGAAAAAUGUACUCUUAUUUUAGUUUCUGCAAUGCAGCAGUCCUAGCUAAUAGUAUCUGAAUAUGACUCAAGAAUGCAAUAAUUUUUAUGUAAUAAAAGAUUCCAUAUAGCAUUUUCUUUACUGUUUUUAUUUGGCUUAGAUUUUCUAUUGUUCCUCAAGGAAAAUUAUGCUUAAUGAUGUUUAUAGUAAUAAAUGUCUUUAAAUGCUCUCUAAUGCAAUAUACCUGAAAGAAGAAAGAAAGAAGGGAGCAGGCAGGAAGGAAGGGAGAAGGAAGCAGAAGGAAAGGAAAGAGAACAAACAAACUCGCAGGAUAACAAAUUUGUUGUAAAUUGUUUUCGACAAACUUAACAUUAUCAUACAGCCACAUAAGAUUUCAAGAGAUCAUUAAUUUAGUAACAAGGUUAUCUUUUGCUUGUAUGUCAUCCAUAAUGUUUAACAUGAGAAGUAAGCAAAGUGUAUGGGUUUUGUCUAGAAUUUAUGUUGGGAGUAAAAACCGCUUCGUAUCUCUCAAAUGAGGAAAAUGAGAGCAGAAACCCUCUGGUGUAUUUAACCAUCUGGCAGAAUUAUUGCCUUCUCCCUCCCCAAGUUAUGAAACAAUCAAAAUGAAUAUCUUGUAAAUAUUGUGCAAUGCAUGAAAUGUGAAAUUAAAGUAAAAU